AUUAUUCAGCACAUUAGUAAGCCUUCCUACUGCACUGCUAUUCUCAGACAUUGCUUGCAGUACAGCAUAAACAAAUCUUCUGAGAUUGUCUAGUUAGUGCACAGUUUUACUGGGUGCGCCAGGAUCACUGGACUUCAUACGGAACACAAGAGAACUACGUAAGGACACAGAAUAAGAGUUGACAAGACAUUUUCCAGAGCCAGAAGUUUGUGGAGACAGGAUGGAGGAGAUCAUCUCUGCAUCUCUAACACGCUAGAACCUUCACUGUUCCAGCCGUCACCACCCCACACUGGCCCUCCGUUCCUCAAGAGUGAUUUAUUUGCAAUGAUUGAGAAAAUGCAGAGCAACAGAAUGGAUGAGCAGAGAUGCACUUUUCCUCCACCCCUCAAAACCGAGGAAGAUUACAUCCCUUACCCCAGUGUCCAUGAGGUUCUCAACAGAAAGAGUCCAUUUCCUCUUAUUCUGCUUCCUCAAUUUGGUGGUUAUUGGAUUGAGGGGACCAAUCACGAACUGAGCAAUGGGUUUGAACCGGAGCAGCUCCAGUCGCCCACCUCACGCUUUAAACUGGAAUGCAACUCCACCGCUAAGAUCUACAGGAAACAUUUUCUGGGCAAAGAACAUUUUAAUUAUUAUUCAAUGGACAGUGCCCUAGGCCACCUGGUGUUUUCUAUGAAAUAUGAUGUUAUCGGGGACCAGGAGCAUCUCCGCCUCAUGCUCAGAACAAAAAUGAAAACGUAUCACGACGUGAUUCCAAUAUCUUGUUUGACCGAAUUCCCCAACAUUGUUCAGAUGGCCAAGCUUGUCUGUGAAGAGGUGAAUGUGGACCGUUUUUUCCCUGUGCUCUACCCAAAGGCGUCUAGGCUCAUUGUCACUUUUGACGAACAUGUUAUAAGCAACAACUUCAAGUUUGGAGUCAUUUAUCAAAAGUUUGGACAGACCACAGAGGAGGAGCUGUUUGAGAAUAAUGAGGAAAGUCCUGCAUUUGUGGAGUUUUUAGAGUUUCUGGGACAGAAGAUUGAGCUUCAUGACUUCAAAGGGUUUCGUGGUGGGUUGGACGUGACGCAUGGACAGACAGGUUUGGAGUCUGUGUAUCAUAACUUCCACAACAAGGAGAUCAUGUUCCACGUGUCCACGAAGCUGCCUUACACGGAGGGUGACACACAGCAGCUACAGAGGAAAAGGCACAUAGGAAACGACAUUGUUGCCAUCGUGUUUCAAGAUGAAAGCACUCCAUUUGUACCAGACAUGAUUGCCUCCAACUUCCUCCAUGCCUAUAUUGUGGUGCAGGUGGAAAACGCCUGUUCUGACAAUGUCUUGUAUAAGGUUUCAGUGACGGCACGAGACGAUGUCCCGUUUUUUGGACCAUCUCUCCCUAACCCAGCUAUUUUUAAGAAAGGACCAGAGCUUCAUGAAUUCCUGCUAACCAAGCUGAUCAAUGCCGAAUAUGCCUGCUACAAAGCGGAGAAAUUUGCCAAAUUAGAAGAGCGCACGCGAUGCGCCCUGUUGGAGACACUGUAUGAAGAGCUGCACAUCAACAGUCAGGCCAUGAUGGGACUGGGAGGUGAAGAGGAAAAGAUGGAGAAUGGAGGAGGAGGUGGAGGGGGUUUCUUUGAAUCCUUCAAGCGGGUGAUCCGCAGUAGGAGCCAGUCUCUGGACGCAUUGGGCCUCAAUAUCAGGAAGCACACAGUCUCCAAUAGUCACAGCGGCAGUUUCACCCACAACAACCAUCUUCAUUCACCAGAGAGCCCCAAAAUUCCUGGGAUAUCAUUGCUUGUCCCAGGCAAAAGUCCCAGUAAAUACGGACGCCGUGGCAGCGCCAUAGGAAUAGGAACGAUAGAAGAGUCUUUGAUCAUUCCUGGUAAAAGCCCAACGAGGAAAAAAUCAGGACCUUUCAGCUCUCGACGUAGCAGUGCUAUCGGGAUUGAAAACAUACAGGAGGUGCAAGAGAAGAGAAUUGCUGCUCUGUUGUCAGAGGACAGGACUGUGCUCUGUAUCUCUCUACCCAGCGUCACUCUCAAGAAUGGGAGGCUCAUCUUGGAUCCCUCAAACAGUAGAGAGUGCUGCUCGCCCUACACACAGAAGACACCAGACAGUGGACACGCCUCCCAGGACCCCAAGUCUGAAAACUCAUCCAAUCAGAGUUCUCCCGAGGUCCAGGUCACUAAGAACAGCUCAAGCCUGUAUUGCCGAGCUCCCUCCAUCCCUGAAGCUCACGACCUGUCACGCUCCUCAUCUAACGCCAGCAGCUUUGCUAGUGUGGUAGAGGAAAAUGAAACCGAGGCUACAGAGGACUAUGACACUGGCAUGGAGAGUUUGUCAUCCGCGGGCACUCCUCAUAAACGGGACUCAUUCACUUACAGCAUGUGGCUGGAGGACAACAUGAGCACUGCCAGUACAACCAGCAGGGGGAGCUCUCCUGCCCUUGGCAAAAGCCAGGAGCAGAACCGUCCAGACAUCCGAAUCAAACUCGAUGGACCGCAUGAUCCCAAAUCUUCAUCAAACUGCUAGCCUCUCCUGCUUGUUUGCCUUGUGGAUAUCCAACAACAACAGAAAGACUCUGGUUUAUGUCUAUACUGCUGACAAUGAAGAAGAGUAGCACCUCCAGUUAGCUGCAUGAGUGACAGCAUGCACAAAGGACCAUGAUCAUCUAAAACGCCUGAAAAGAAGAAAUAAAGAGUUGGUUACAGACAACCAGAGACUUCAUUCUGGCUGUGGUACUGUACUUAUCUCCCCUCCUUCAGUCCUUUCCUCAUUCAGUCUCAGUAUUGGUCCACUUGCUGUUGUCAUCUGAAACCUUUGUAAGUACAUCCAGUAAUGAGAACUUAGUUCCUCUGUAGCAUCGUCUGCAGACACUUCACUGUGCUGGUGAAUGACUAAUAUAGCAGCUUGUACAGUUUAAGGUCCUAACACUUUGCUAUUAUUAUAUUUUGUGACAUUUGUGUCAUAAAGAAAAUUGCACAAUGAGAGCUUAUUAUUAUUUCAGUUAUGAUAUAGACACCAAACCGUUUCGUGUAUACGAAUGUUUUGGAAGUCCUUGUCAUUGAUCUGAUAUUCAAUAAGGUACUGUUUGUUUAAUACAGCCCUUGAAAGCUUAGUAAUACAUCUAUUUCAAAGUAACAGCAUUCGCUUUGGCGAGUAAAUAAAAUUAGCUUUUUCAAGAACUGCAAAAUAAUAUGUCAGGUAAUGUUACUGAUCACAGACACACCAACUGUUAACAAUAUAUCUGUUGCGACUUACAUAUGUUGACUUUCCCGUGCACUAAGGCACCAAAUCAAAAAUGAUAAGGAGCAAAAUCCCUAUACAGGUAUUUCUAUUUUUGUGUACCAAGAGACAGAGACAGAGUCAAGCUUCAUUUGAGUGACAAAACAAGCAAAGCGAAUUUUUGUGGCGGGUAAGAUAUUUCUAGCUGGUAAAUUAAAAAAAGGCUAAAAUGAUGGACCCUAUUUACAGUACAGAAGUGUGUCUGUAACUUUGUUACACAUCUUCACCAUCACAUGUGACCCUGUCUAUGAAACCCAGGCUGAAGUCUCAUAAUCUAUUCAUGAGAUUAGAAGCAUCAAAGUUCACUUAUUGAUUUCACAAUAAUUUCUAUCUUUGACAAGGCCUCAGUCGAUAUUAAAGAUAUCAAGGUUAUAUUUUUACACGAUGUUCUUUACAUUAUGUAGGAUGAUUUUAUGUAGACAAUAAACAGUACAGUAAAUCACAAAAAAAUGCUGUAGCUGGAGUUUCACAGGCAGAGUCACAUAAAGUCUAAUCAAAUCGCUCUAUAACUUCUCACUUUUGAAAGUUACUUUGGAUAAAAGUGUCUGCUAAAUGCCAAAAUGUAAUGCUAAAGUAAUCACGAUUUGAUUUAAACAAAUGUGUCAAAAAUUUCUCUAGUUUUUAGUGUAAUGUUUGCGUUUUGUGUUAAAAGCAGAGAAUGAUGAACUGAUCUGAAAUAUGGCAGAGCUGAGUUUGCCUUAUUGCAAGAAUCAAAACAUAUGAAGUGGAAAAAAUGUAAAAUAAUUUCUGAUAAAUAGUUGGCCUUACUGGCUGCAUUUGCCUUUAUACUGCCUGAGGCCAUUAAGAUUCUGUGUUGUUGUUAUACUUCAACUCAUACAUUUCUGACCCUGGACCACAAAAUCACUCAUAAGGAUUAAUCUGAAAGAUUAAUAAAUAAGCUUUCUAUUAAUGUUUGGUUUGCUAGGAUAGGCCUAAUAUUUAGCCAAGAUACAACUAUUUAAAAAUAUGGAAUAUGAUGGUGCAGAAAAAUCUAAAUAUUUUGAAAAUAAACUUUAAAGUUGUCCAAAUUAUGUCCUUAGCAACUGCAUCCACUCUCAAAAAUAAAGUGUUGAUAUAUUUACAGUAGAAAAUGUACAAAAUCUUCGUCUUUACUUUUAAUAUCCUAUUGUUUUUUUUGCAUUAGGGAAAAAUCAAUAGUUUUGACCCAAUACAGUGUAUUUUUGGCUUUUGCUACAAAUAUACUUUUUUUUUAAAAUAUGCUCAUUUUCCAGCUCCCCUAGAGUUAAACAUUUGAUUUUUACAGUUUUGGAAUCCAUUCAGUCGAUCUCCGGGUCUGGUGGCACCACUUUUAGCAAAGCUUAGCAAAAUCCAUUGAAUCUGAUUAGACCAUUAGCAUUGCACUAAAAAAUAAUCAAAGAGUUUGGAUGUUUUUUCUAUUUAAAACUUGACUCUUCUGUAGUUACAUUGUGUACUAAGACCGACAGAAAAUUAAAAGUUGACAUUUUCUAGGCAGAUAUGGCUAGGAACUAUACUCUCAUUCUGUCGUAAUAAUCAAAGACUUUGCUGCCGUAACAUGGCUGCAUGAGGCGCAAUGAUAUUAUGCAGCGCCUGAAAAUAGUCCCCUUGGUUACUUUCAAUAGCAGGUGACUAUUUUCGGUCACUGCGACAGACCCGGAGAUCGGCUGAAUGGAUUCCAAAACGGUAAAAAUCAAAUGUUUAACUUUAGAAAAGCUGGAAAAUGAGCCUGUUUUUAAAAAGUGGAGUGUCCCUUUAAGGUUUUGUGGUCCAGGGUCACAUAUAUGAUCUAGUUCUCAUAAUUGAUUCAUCAUGGUGACAUGCUUGAAGAUGCAAAGAUGGAGAUGUUUUAAACGUAUUAUCUGUUUCAUACCGGACCUAAAGACUGGAUAGCAUCACUAUAUUAAAAAGAAUUAUAACACUACAAUGACAACUCAAGAGAUAUUGAAGUGAGAUGUGUAUGGAAAAAGAAGAGUUUUCGGAAAUAGGGUUUAUUUAGUCUGCUUUUGUCUGCUCUGCGCUGGGCUUUAGUCCCCCCUUGUGGUACUGUAAGUUAUGGUUUUGGCAGCGUUUACUUUGCAGUGUCCAUAUGUACAUGAAAUGUAAUUGCUCUUCCUGUGCAUAAGUCAAAUGUGACUGGAGAAAAAAAGAGAUGCAGCGCACAAAAUCCAUGCUGAUGACAGGGUAUGAAUUUUUCGAGAUGUUAUGCUUUCCUUAUUGCAGCUGCUGCUUAUGUGACAUUUUCCUGUGCAAUCACUGUUGUAAAUAUGGCUUUUUUGUACAUAUUGCCCUGAAAAUGAAACAAAUAAACUUAUGAUGUGUCAUAUUU
This is a messenger RNA of Paramisgurnus dabryanus, 5566 nucleotides long. It is a transcript of the gene rap1gapa, whose product is annotated as RAP1 GTPase activating protein a. Gene Ontology annotation, cellular component: cytoplasm. Gene Ontology annotation, biological process: regulation of small GTPase mediated signal transduction. The record is from RefSeq and is a predicted model, not a curated record. Gene Ontology annotation, molecular function: GTPase activator activity. NCBI's taxonomy places the organism in Eukaryota, Metazoa, Chordata, Actinopteri, Cypriniformes, Cobitidae.